Molecule: messenger RNA, 625 nt
Organism: Tribolium madens (black flour beetle)
Lineage: Eukaryota; Metazoa; Arthropoda; Insecta; Coleoptera; Tenebrionidae
Product: GTP-binding protein 2-like
Exons: 2
Coding region: 79-486 (135 amino acids)
Source: RefSeq, a predicted model, not a curated record
CAAUAAAUGUCAAGUGUCAGUGGCAACGUUUCAAUCUCAUGUUUAUUCAGUUUGAUGUGAGUUAACCACUUCAACGUGAUGGACUGGUCGUUGAGUUUGUUCAACCCUAAUCCUUACAUUGAGUACAACAUCGACGAUUUCGUCAUAGACAAUAAGAACAACCUGGAAUCCCUCCCACCGGAACCCCAACUCGGGAACAUCGAAUACAAACUCAAAAUCGUAAACCCUACCAAACAACGGUUCGAACAUUUGGUAACGCAACUGAAAUGGCGCCUCCACGAAGGCAACGGUGUUGCAAUUUACCAAAUCGGCGUUGAAGAUUGCGGCAUACUUGCCGGCCUUUCUCACUGGGACAUGACAGCCAGUCUGCAAACCCUUCAACUUAUGGCCCUACGGCUCGGGGCCAACACAGCAAUAUUGCACGAGCGAGUAUUAGAAAAUGGACGUCGGAUCGUCCAAGUUAGAGUAGAAAAAGCUCCAGUUUAAUUUUCCGAACACUAAAGCUUUCAGCAAUAACAAUGCUGUUUAUUGCUGAAAUGCGAGACGACAGAGCGUUACAAUGUUCUUGAACGAAGGUGUUUAGUAGUAAAGGCGAGGCGCCCCCCUCUCAUUCAAAAGAACGCGC